CAUAAAAGUGGUGCCGUGACCAGGAUCUCGGUCGGAAAACGUUCUAGAAGGUUCCUUUGGCACCCGCCAUUGCGUGGUCUAGAACAAUCCACCGCUGUGGUCGCGCCAUUACAUUCACCAUCCCUGAGACGACAACGGGGACGCUGUUCGUGUUGCUGCAAAUUGAAUUUGAUUCAAGGCUCGAUUUAUCGGGCGCAAGGUAAUUACCUGUCCGAUUUUCUUCCCAGGGUUUCACAGGUACCCUUUAGAUCGUUUGUUUCUUCCAUUCCAUGCACUUUUGGUCAUUCCUGGCAUUCUGGACACCCCGCUAACUACCUCUACGAGCCACGUGCAUCGCGCGGGCAAAUUGCGCCAUUACUGCCAGCCCCCACGGCGCCAUCUCUUCAAGCAACCGACGACCUGAUGAUUAAAUGUUAGUUGGAUCAUCACUGGCCCUUGUUACGUCACUCCGACUGUUACAUCUGGCCAAUAACUCUACGUUUCGGGACUCUACGUGCUGGUGUACAUCCGGACGAUUCCUACCAGACACCUCGACGCCCUGGAACUAUUUCGGCGAUUUGAAUCACGAAUAGCGCGGACGGCGCUCGAGACUGUUCCGGUUAACGUUUUUUGAUAAUUCAAGGCACGCUUUGCCUUGGAUAAGGUGAGUACCUUUCCAAGUGAUUAAAUUUACAAACGUCCGGUCUACCGUGGUCUUUUUUCUGGACAGAUCUCGCUGACUACAACGAUCAAUUUGAGCUGUCGAGCCUCUACCAUGGCGGACUGCGAGGUGCUCAUCGCGAGGAGAGACACGCUGCUCGCUACUCUGGGUUGGGCAGAGGCUUUCGUCGCCAACUACGAUGCAGGACGGGACCAAGGACAAGUACCGCUGAGACUGAGUCACGUCGACAACAUCUGGUCUAACCUCGAAGCGGUGCAGGGCCAGCUUGAGGAUACGGAAAGGACAGCAGAAGGUAGGGCAUUGCAUGCUGAUGUUCGUGCUGGCUAUGAAACCCGGCUUUUCGCAAUAAAAGCAGACUUACUCUCUAAAAUGCCUCCCACUCAUAUGAACGCUCGCAAUCCUUGUUCCGCUCAAACUAACUCCGCUCUCUCUGGGAUCAAGCUUCCAACUAUUUCGCUUCCGGAAUUCGACGGCGAUUACCAGCACUGGCUCACUUUCCACGAUACGUUCGUCGCUUUGAUACAUUCGAACGCUGAACUGCCCGACAUCCAAAAAUUCCACUACUUAAGGGCAGCUGUAAAAGGAGAAGCUGCGCAGUCCAUCGAGUCGAUCGCGAUCAGUUCCGCUAAUUAUAACUUGGCUUGGGAUGCACUGAAAGGUCGUUACUCCAACGAGUAUUUAAUGAAGAAGCGCCACCUCCAGGCACUCUUCGAUGUUCCACGGAUGAAGAAGGAGUCCGCUACGACACUUCAUGGGUUGGUUGACGAGUUCGAACGGCAUGUGAAAGUCCUUCGGCAGCUUGGAGAACCUACCGAUUCGUGGAGCAGCCUUCUCGAACACCUGCUUUGCACGAGACUACACGACGACACACUCAAGGUGUGGGAGGACCAUGCGUCGACGGUGACAGAUCCAAACUACGACUGCCUGAUUGGGUUCCUGCAACGGAGAAUUCGGGUUUUGGAGUCGAUUUCUGUGAAUCACCAUGCACCAUCGGGUUCCGCUCCACCUACCGCGUCGUCGUCGAAGAAGCAAAUACCGAUGAUUCGUCUUUCGUCGUGCUCUUCCACUGCUAGCACAACGAAACGAUGUCCAGCUUGCAAUCAGCCACAUCCUUUGGGCAAAUGUUUCAAAUUUCAGCGUCUUCCGCUUUCUGAACGUCAGCAGAUUGUCAACGCGAAGCGCCUGUGUACUAACUGCUUGAAAUCCGAUCAUUCCAAUCGCAACUGUCCAUCGGAACUCACUUGCAGGUAUUGUAAUCGUCGACACCAUAGUCUUCUUCACUACGCAGCCCCGGAUGCCAGCCGCAGGUCCUCAAACGACAGCGCAACGCUUCCCAUCACCACCUCGUCAACUCCGGUGAUCAAUCACUCGUUUUCUCCAGCAGAGCAUUCCGAACAGUCUCUGGUGAUCGCAACAGAUGGUCAGGUUCCAGUGGUUCAAACUAGCGUUCCUCGUCACCACGAAAGAGACAAUGUGUUUUUGCUCACCGUCAUCGUAAAUAUCGUCGACGCUUUCGGUCACGAACAUCCAGCGCGUGCUCUUUUGGACAGCGCCUCACAGCCAAAUCUUAUAACCGAGCGACUCGCCAGCAUGCCUCGUCUGCGGCGCAGCAACGUCAACAUUACGGUACAGGGUGCCGGUAAAUUAUCCAAGCCUGUGCGCCAGUCAGUCUACACCGAAAUUUGGUCGCAGAAUCAGCCAUUCUCGUGUGAUGUCAACUUCUUGGUGAUGGACAAAGUCACAGCAGACCUUCCAUCACAGAAUAUUUCUACGGCAGGGUGGAAUAUCCCGAAGGAACUGGUGCUGGCCGAUCCUUCGUUCAACAAGUCGCAGCCAAUUGACUUGGUACUCGGUGCGAGGCAUUUCUAUUCAUUCUUCCCCAGUGCUGCACGGUUACAGUUGGCUGCAAAUCUCCCAGUCCUCGUUGAUAGCGUUUUCGGCUGGAUAGUCGCUGGUUCUUCUACUCAAAUCCACACAGACUCCACUUCCGGCACUUCUGCAUCCAGUUCCAUAACUAUUUCGAUGGUGUCCCUCGAGGAAAGCAUUGAACGCUUCUGGAAAACUGAAGAAUUGGUCCUCAACGACGGUUACUCAGUGGAAGAACGGCACUGUGAGACAGUCUACCAGUCUUCGGUCGAGCGUAAUGACGAAGGCCGCUACAUCGUUCGAAUGCCUCGUCAACCUGAUUUCGACGUCAAGCUUGGAGCAUCAAAAGCCAAUGCGCUACGCCGUUUUGAGCUCUUGGAGAAGCGCCUUGAGCGGAACGCAAAACUCAAGGAAGAUUACCACGCGUUUAUGCAGGAAUACCUCGACCUUGGCCACAUGCGCUUGGUAGGAACCUUAGAUAAUUAA
Molecule: messenger RNA, 3013 nt
Organism: Aedes albopictus (Asian tiger mosquito)
Lineage: Eukaryota; Metazoa; Arthropoda; Insecta; Diptera; Culicidae
Exons: 2
Coding region: 755-3013 (752 amino acids)
Source: RefSeq, a predicted model, not a curated record